This is a messenger RNA of Prunus armeniaca (apricot), 2220 nucleotides long. The record is from the annotation of a GenBank genome assembly. Lineage: Eukaryota; Viridiplantae; Streptophyta; Magnoliopsida; Rosales; Rosaceae.
AUGAUGCUAAAGAAUCUGAUGGAAGAGAAGCAGUUGAACUUCAAUCAGCCACUUCUAUCUGUGAGACGAUUUUCAGCGACAGUGGUCUCAUCAGAAGCUGAUGAAAAAAGGAAGACUGAAAAGUCCCUACCCAAACUACCUCCCCUUCCUGUUUACAAAUCAGAGUUGAAAUCAGGUCCUGUGAGGAACCCAGGAACUGUUCCUUUUGUAUGGGAGCAAAUCCCAGGAAGACCCAAGGAUGAAAGAAAAUCACCAAAUCAGGCUCUUGAAUGGCUUCCCACUGCACCAAAGCUUCCGCCUGGAAGGGUUUCAAAGGUUAAGAAGCAAGCAACGGAUAAAGGUUCUAAAUGUACAACUGCUGCUCAAUCACCAACUGGAAAUGUACUUUCCAAUUCUCAAAAUGUUUCAACCUUGGAUACAAAAGAAGUUACUAAAUAUGACAGCUCCAAAGUGGAGAUGGAGGAUAAGGGUAUUGCUGGUUCGGACGAUGGCGAUGAGACCUAUUUAGAUGCACUUUCUAGGAGUGAAUCAUUCUUUAUGAACUGUAGUGUAAGUGGUUUGAGUGGACUGGAUGGUCUAGAUAUCAAACCAUCUGGAACCUUCUCAAAAGAUCCACAGACUCGGGAUUUCAUGAUGGGCCGGUUCUUGCCUGCAGCAAAAGCUAUGGCUUCAGAAACACCUCAAUAUGCUAGCAGGAAGCAACCAGUUGCCCGAGAGCAACCACUUUUGCAAGAGCAACCAAGUGGGAUGAAGAAGGUAGUAAGUGGGGAUAAGCAACAUCCACUUAAUCAACAUAGGCCAAAGGAUUUGCCACAUUAUGUUCAAGAUAUAGCUGGGGACAAAAAUGAGGAUGAAGGUAUGAGAGUGCAAGCGCAAUUACCCAUUUCUUCAGUUAGGAGAGUGCGGGCUAAAUCUUCUUAUGCCAUUUCGUACAGAGAAGCUAAAAAAGAGCAUUCUGGGGGUGAUUCAUGUGAAAAAAGAUUAAUGAGUGGACAUCCGGAAGCUAGGGUGCCUGAGGAUAAGAACGAUUUGAUACAUGAAUCCAAUCAGAUCACCAACAGAAGUGAUUGUCAGAAAUUAGAUGGGUCACCUAUGUACAGGCGUCUACAGGGUAGUGGCAUAUCACCCUACCGAAAUGAAUGUUCUCAGCAUGAAGAAAAAGGUUUUCUUGGUAUUCCUGAAAAAGCUAAGAAUUACAGAGAAGCUAUUAGCUCUGGCAAAUAUCGAAAAUGCCACAACAAUUUUCAGGAAUUAUUGGCUGCCGAGAAUGUUGUCGAGUUGGAAAUGGGCCCAGGGAGUCCUGUGGUUGAGAAGACUCUGUAUAUUGAUUCAGUACAAACUGUAAAAUCUCCAAAUUCAAAAUCAUGUUCCUCAGAUACAAAGGGCCGUAUUAUUGAUUACAGAGGGAAUGGUUUUGAAAUUUGUGAGAAAAGUGAUAAAGUGGAAGAAAUAACCCAUUCGGUAGAGUCUUCAUUCCAAGAUACUGAGCACUUGGGUGAUGGGAAUGAAAAGGCAAUAGUGCGGCAUAAAAGUUUGGAGUUUCCUGACUCCAGCUUUCCAUCUUCUUCUGGCAGAUCCAGUGAUGAUGUGCAAACCGACAUUAGAAUUGGUUAUAUACCAAAUCAGGAUCUUAUUCAACAUUUUAGCAAAGUGACAAGCUCAAAAGGUGCUGAUCAAGAGAAGUUAAAUUUAGAAAGCAAACAGUUAGUGAAAUCAGGUGAUAGGGAAAAUUUUGUUGGCCUUACUCCGAUUUGUACUACAUUGACAAGCACAAAACUGGCUGGUGAGAAAAAGAUUGGUUUAGAAAGCCAACAGUCUAGGCAAUCAAGUAGAGAAGACAGUUCUCAUGGCCAUGUUCAGAAUUCAGUUGCAUUGACCAGCUCGAAAGUGACCAAUAAGGGGAAGAUUGAUUUAGAAAGUCACCGGCUUGUGAAACUAGGUAACCAAGAAAGUCCCCGGGGAAACAAAGUACCACUGCCUCUUGGACCGCCUUUACCAAAAUCUCCAUCAGAGUCUUGGCUAAAGCGUACCUUACCUAGUAUUUCCUCCAGGAGUUCAUCUUCACAGUCUUCUCUUGGUUCGCGGAGUUAUACUAGCAGUCAGGCUUCCAAGACAUCUUCUCUUGAUCCCAAGUGGGAGACAAUUGUUAAAACUUCUAAACCGCACCAUGGACAUUUGCGGUUUUCAGAGGAGCUUCUGACACCUAUACCGGAAGCUUAG